Drosophila biarmipes is the source of this 1428-nucleotide messenger RNA. RefSeq lists its product as uncharacterized. NCBI's taxonomy places the organism in Eukaryota, Metazoa, Arthropoda, Insecta, Diptera, Drosophilidae. The record is from RefSeq and is a predicted model, not a curated record. Bases 26 to 1279 code for a protein of 417 amino acids. The transcript is spliced from 2 exons.
ACAGAGCGAACGUUAGGAUCACAUAAUGGCGGAGAACAACAUUCACGAGGCACCCGCAUGGCUCACGGAGGAUUACGUUGAGAAAGAGUUGUGCAGAUAUUUUGGGGACGACUCCCUAAAGUUGAAGAAACUUGGAAUUGUGCCGGCGACAGCCAAGGGAGAUAACUAUGCCAGCGUGAUGACCCGCAUCCAUGUGGAUUACUCUUCAAAGGAUUCAAAGGUCCUGCAGACAGCCACAUUCCUGGUGAAGACAACUUUCGCCGACAAGGACCCGGCGGCCAACUUACUGGCCGACUAUGGGGUUUACACCAGAGAAAUGGACAUCUACGAGCAGAUUCUGCCCCAUCUGGGGAAAAUGGUUAGGGACGAGCUCAAGGAUUCCCGAAAGUUGUUUGCAGCCACAGUGAAUGUAGAUCGCGAGCGGGACUCGAUCCUUUUUGAAGAUCUGUCGCUGGAACAGUACAAAGUGGCUUGUCGCCUAAAGAAACUGGACCUGGAGCACACUCAUCUGGUUCUGGAAAAGCUGGCUACGUUCCAUGCAGUCGGCGCAGUUCUUGCCGAGCGAAAGCCCGGGAUCUUUGAUAAGAACUACGAUCGGGGAUUUUUCAACAAACACGUUCGAGGCUAUGAGCCAAUUUAUAAGAAUCUUCUGCAGGCCUUGUCCCGCUCCCUAGAACUGAACAAGGAUCUCAAAGAACGUUAUCAGGGGAAGAUAGAUCGCCUUGUCGGUAGCAUAAUGGACUACGGCGAACGUUCGGCCGCAGUCAAUCCAGGCGACUUUCUAGCCCUGGCGCAUGGAGAUCUCUGGACCACAAACGUGAUGUUUCAGUACGAUGGACAAGGCCAUCCUACCAACGCCAUUCUGAUCGACUUUCAGUUCAGCGUGUGGAACUCUCCGGCCAUCGAUCUGCACUAUUUCUUCUCCACUUCCAUACAGGACAAUCUUCGCUGGAAACAUCAGCCGGAGUUGGUUCAGUUCUAUUACUACAAGCUAGUGGAGUCCUUAAAGAAGCUGAAGUAUUCUCGACCAAUCCCGAACUUAUUUGACUUUCAACUACAGUUUCAGGCGAGAGCUUUUUAUGCUGUGUUUUCCUCGCUGAUUUUCGAGCCCUGCAUGCUGUACACUGGAAAAGAAGAGGCCUCCAUCGCCCAAGGCUUGUCCCCUUCCGAGAGUGGAAUUCGAUUCAGGGAUUCUGUUUAUAGCGCAGACCAUAUUAAAGAAAAAAUGGUUUUCACACUGCCAUUCCUUGAUCAGUUUGGACUGCUAGAUGAAUUGUGAAUUUUAUUCGUAUUCAUAUUAUUUUAAUGAUUAAAUUAUAACGUUCUCCAAUUCGAACCUCUUUAUAGGUAACCUAAAAUUCAUUUAAAUUAAGUUUUUCUAUUGUUCCUAUCACAUUUGCUAAAUUAAAAGUCUUUUAUUUAAACAAA